UCAUCAGUGAUCCGAACAAGAUGGAUGCAAUUUCUCGACCAGAGCCGUUCAAUUUCCAUGGAGUAUGGAUGACUCACCUUUUCACAGACAACUGGGAGACCGUCCAAAACUUUCAGGCCAGGCCGGAUGAUGUGCUUAUUAUAUCAUACCCCAAAGCAGGAAACACAUGGGUCUCCUACAUCCUUGACCUGCUGCAUUUUGGUCAGACAUCUCCAGAGCGACACACAUCUAUCCCGCUCCAAGCAAGAGUGGUUACCUUGGAGAUCUGCAUACCAUUUUGGAAAGGAUCAAGGCCCUCUCAACCCAUAAUCAAAGGAACAGAUCUGCUGGAAAACCUCCACACCUCUCCUCGAAUCAUCAAGACUCAUCUUCCAGUCCAGUUUGUACCCAAGUCUUUUUGGGAGCAAAACUGCAAGAUAGUCUAUGUGGCCCGCAAUGCAAAGGACAGUGUGGUGUCCUAUUUUCAUUUUGAACACAUGAGCAUGAUUUUCCCAGAGCCUGGAGACUGGAGCAGCUACGUCCAGAGAUUCAUGGAGGGAAAGAUGGUGUAUGGAUCAUGGUAUGACCAUGUGAGCGGCUGGUGGGAGAAGAAACAGAGUUAUCCAAACCUCCAUUACAUAUUCUACGAAGAUCUGAAUGAGGAUACUGGACUGGAAAUAGACAAACUCUGCAGCUUUCUUGGUUUGUCUCCUUCAGCUGAGGAGAAAGAAGCAAUUCUCGGCAGAGUGCAGUUUGAUGACAUGAAAAAUGAUAAGAUGGUCAACAAUUCAAUGUUCAAAGUGAUGGAUUUCAAGAAGUCUUCCUUCAUUAGAAAAGGGAAAGUUGGUGACUGGAAGAACCAUUUCACUGUGGCCCAGAGUGAAGAGUUUGAUGAAGACUACAAGAAAAAGAUGAAAAAUCCCUCACUGCAGUUUCGUACUGAAAUUUAG
Plectropomus leopardus (leopard coralgrouper) is the source of this 929-nucleotide messenger RNA. RefSeq names its product cytosolic sulfotransferase 1-like. NCBI's taxonomy places the organism in Eukaryota, Metazoa, Chordata, Actinopteri, Perciformes, Serranidae. Gene Ontology annotation, molecular function: sulfotransferase activity. The record is from RefSeq and is a predicted model, not a curated record.